AAUAAAGGUAAAUAUUUUUUUAUUAUAAUUGCAGAACAGUUGCGACAAUGUUUUCUUUUUUGAUUUUGCUAAAAUUUUUAUUGAUUUCGUUUUCGGCGGAACUAGUUAAAUCGAGUGACCUCGAAUCACGUAUACUCUACGGAGAGACUGCGAAAAUAGAAGACUACCCGUUCUACGCUGGUCUUGAUAAUUGCGGUGCCGCCAUUAUCUCCAAUACGUGGAUUUUGACCGCUGCUCAUUGUGUCGAAAAUGUUAAAUCUUCGAAAAAGAAUUUCGUUUGGGUUGGCGGUGAAUCGUUCGCCAACAGUAUUAAAGUUCCAUACAACAAAGUCAUCAUACACGAAGAAUACCAAAAGAUGGAAGGAUUGCCAGUCCACGAUGUCGCCUUGAUCAAACUAUCUAAGCCUCUACAGUUCUCAAAAAAAGUCCAAGCAAUCAAACUACCGUCUAGACCGACGUCUAACUCCAGAGUAGUAUUCGUUGGUAGAGGAAAGGAUGAGACAGGAAAGUUAUCAAAACAUUUGCAGAAAGUCGAUCUUGUUAGGUUGACUACUGAACAGUGCAUUAGCUUAGUGCCGCAACAGUACCACAGCUACGUGCGGCAAAACAUAAAGUUGUUCGAGAAAAUGAACAUCUGUGCGAAGAGAGAAUCGGAUAAGCCGAGUAUUUGUCACGGUGACUCUGGCAGUCCGUUAUUCAGUGGAAAUACUUUAAUCGGUCUCGCUUCGUACAUUGGAAAACAAUGCUCUCAGGUGCGCUUGGGAUUCUACGUGAAUGUAGCAUCUUACAUGCCCUGGAUCAAGGCAGCUACUGGUCUUUAAUUAAAGAGAUUUCUUGUGUUCUUAAUGCAUAAUAUCUUCAUUUAUAUAGUUUAUAAUGUGUUUAUAAUUAUAUUCAAUUUAGUUAUAGUUAA
Messenger RNA from Vanessa tameamea, 913 nucleotides. RefSeq names its product chymotrypsin-1-like. Gene Ontology annotation, molecular function: serine-type endopeptidase activity. The transcript has 5 exons. Gene Ontology annotation, biological process: proteolysis. NCBI's taxonomy places the organism in Eukaryota, Metazoa, Arthropoda, Insecta, Lepidoptera, Nymphalidae. Bases 48 to 821 code for a protein of 257 amino acids. The record is from RefSeq and is a predicted model, not a curated record.